UUUUUUUUUCUCUUUUCAGCUUAUUUUUUUCCUAUCCUUUCUUUCUUUUUCCUCUCCUCUUUUCUUCCUUUCUGAGCUAGAGCCAUGUAUCCAUCAUCUUCAUCGUCUUCGUCUCAAAAACCCAUGGGCCACACCGGGCUAACCCGCUACGGCUCAGCUCCGGGUUCCCUUCUAACCACCACCGUCGAUGCCGUCAUCGGAGCUGAUCCUAACCAUGUCGGCCACUACUUCACAGCUGACUCAUCGUCUUUAACAUCAGAGUCAACUUGCAAAGUCAGCUCAUCCAACGAUCCACAGGAGCCCAAAGCUGCUGCUGCUGCUCCUCCUCAUGGAUCUUACCCUGGAACAAAUUCUUCCUCUUUGCUCAGACAACGUAGCUCUCCUGCUGGUUUCCUUAGUCACGUCACAACCGAAAACGGUUUUUCUGUUACAAGGGGCACCAGAAAUUAUAGCUCUCAAGGUGGUGCUAAUGGUGGCCAUAGAGUGUCAAGGUUGAAGUCUCAAUUGAGCUUCACUAGACAAGAUUCUCUUUCUCAGAUCUCUGAAGUAAGUGAGAAUCUUGUUGAUGGUGUUAGCACUAGCAGUAACCACCAAAAUGCUGCACAUUCAUUUGCUGCUGCUGGCUUUGGAAUGGAUUCAUGGGAUAAUACCAAUUCCAUUGUGUUUUCUGCCCCACCAAGCAAGAGGGCUAAAAAUAUUGAUGGUGAUAUUUAUAACUGUCUAAAUGCCUUGGAAACUCAGUUUAGCCUGCCCCAAACAACACUUGAAAUGGCCACGGUGGAAAAGCUGCUACAUAUUCCUGAAGAUUCUGUGCCCUGCAAAAUCCGAGCCAAGCGUGGCUGUGCCACUCACCCUCGAAGCAUUGCUGAAAGAGAGAGAAGAACUAGAAUAAGUGGGAAGCUGAAGAAAUUACAAGAGCUUGUUCCUAACAUGGAUAAGCAAACGAGCUACGCAGACAUGCUGGACUUGGCUGUGGAGCAUAUUAAAGGCCUUCAAAAUGAAGUUCAGAAACUUCACAAAGAACUCGAAACUUGUACAUGCGGAUGCAAACAAGGCUCAUGAUAUCCCCUAAUCAGGCGUAAUGAGCCAGCACUGGUCUGAUUUCCAAAUUUUGUUCAACGUGGGUGCUUAGUGGAGCCAAGACUAAUUUUGUUGUCGUAGUUUGACAUAAUAAUGCAAAGCAGAGGUAUAGAACUCGAAACUGUAUAUAAUGGAGUGACAUUGUUCCCUAGUUACGAAGAGGUUGAGUUGGAAAAGGACAAAAGGGAAUUGUUAAAUGCAGAAGGUAGUUUCAGUUUCCCUUUUCUGGUAGAUUCACUGUCUCUCCUGUAACAUAUGUGUCGGCUUUUGUAUCUUAGAUGGGCAUGAAGAAGUCAGUUGAUGUUUCGUGUAUUUAUUCAUGCUAUAACUUUAUACAAUGUCAAUGUUAUAUGAUUGAUUUUUUUGUUC
Messenger RNA from Theobroma cacao (cacao), 1449 nucleotides. Its product is annotated as transcription factor bHLH128-like. The record is from RefSeq and is a predicted model, not a curated record. Gene Ontology annotation, cellular component: nucleus. Gene Ontology annotation, biological process: regulation of transcription by RNA polymerase II. Lineage: Eukaryota; Viridiplantae; Streptophyta; Magnoliopsida; Malvales; Malvaceae. Gene Ontology annotation, molecular function: DNA-binding transcription factor activity, RNA polymerase II-specific; RNA polymerase II cis-regulatory region sequence-specific DNA binding; protein dimerization activity.